This is a messenger RNA of Microthlaspi erraticum, 825 nucleotides long. The record is from the annotation of a GenBank genome assembly. Lineage: Eukaryota; Viridiplantae; Streptophyta; Magnoliopsida; Brassicales; Brassicaceae.
AUGCUAAAGGCGAGAACCAAUUGGGAGAUCACUCCUCACCACUCAAAGGAGGCUCCCUACCCAAGAACCUCACAGAGCCUCUUCAUUCGAGCCAAGGGAAGGAGAAGACAACUCAGAGAAGGAGGAAGAGCUCUAAGGCCAGACGCUCCAGCUCGACCACCGGACUCGAUCGAGUCCAAACAGAGGAAACUCAACUCGAUCGAGCUGAGGGUCGAGUUGACCUGGAGGAGCCCCUGUUUGAGAACCCCGGAUUCGAGUACGAUCAACGCCUACCAGGACUUCUCUCAGACCUCUGGACCCCUACAACCGCUUCGAGCAAGCCAGCUCCUCCAAGGCCAAGGGAGCCACACACACUUCGAUGAAGAAGAGGAAGAAGAGGAGCCGCAAGCUCGAUCGAGCGAGGCGAACCCGUCGAGUGGAGCGUCCCUGAUGGCCGUCUGCCCUCUCCAGACCACGACCUUGCCUCCCAGUUCUUUGGGGGGCACUGAGGCUAAGUUUGGGGGUGCCAACUCGAGCUCGAUCGAGUUGGGUGUAAAAACCAGAAAAGUGGUCUUUUGGAGCAUUCUGGAGCAUAUGGGACAUGAGGAGCAUGGAGGGACUUGGCACAUGGACGCAGCUCAACUGGAUACGCAAAGGAAGAAGGAGGAAGCCAUCUUGAAGACCAGCUCGACCAUCUACUCGACCAACCGGUCGAGUUCCUCAACUCGACCGGCCAAGCUUCAACUCGAUCGAGCUGAGAAGUCAACAGUCAAACCCGAAAAAUGUUGCUUCCCCCUUGACUUUCCUUUGACCCUAAACCUAAUCCUCUUUGUAUUUAAAGGCUAA